AUGAAGGCCGCCGAAGUACUGGGUCAGCCGACCCUCAACGAGGAUGGCGAUCUCGUGGAGGGAGCUGCCAACGAGGUCUACCCUUCCCCGGGCCGCAUCGACCCGGUCGCGGAGAAGAAGCUGGUAUGGAGGCAAGACCUCCGCAUCGUCCCCUUGUCGGCCGUCAUCUACUUCCUGUGCAACCUGGACCGGUCCAACAUUGGCAACGCAAAGAUCCUCAACUCGUCGACGCACCAUGACAUGAUGACCGAGACGCACAUGACCAACUACCAGUACACCAUCGCGCUCAUGAUCUUCCUGGUCGCCUACGGCCUCUUCGAGGUGCCGUCCAACAUCCUGCUCAAGAAGCUGAGGCCGUCGCGGUGGAUCGCCUUCCUCAUGUUCUCGUGGGGCGCCAUCUCGCUGUGCCUGGGCGCCGCCAACAACUACCCGACCAUCACGGGGCUGCGCUUCAUCCUGGGCGUCUUCGAGGCCGGCCUCUUCCCGGGCCUCGUCUACUACCUCACCUUCUGGUAUCGGACCCACGAGCGCAGCGUCCGCGUCGCCAUCAUCCUAGCCUCGGCGACCCUGGCCGGCGCCUUCGGCGGCGCCAUCGCCUACGGCGUGGGCCACAUGAACCAGGCCAAGGGCAUCUCGGGCUGGCGCUGGCUCUUCUUCAUCGAGGGCGCCCCCUCCUGCGUGGCCGCCUUCUUCGUGCUCUUCGCGCUGCCCGACUACCCGGAGCUCGCCUCGUGGCUGUCGCAGGAGGAGAAGGCCCUCGCCGCGCAGCGCCUGCACACCGAGGGCAGCAAGGGCCACCACUCCAUCACCUGGCAGGACGCCCGCACCACGCUGGCCGACUGGCGCCUGUACGGCCACUACCUCGUCUACUUUGGCAUCUCGACGCCCUUCAGCUCGCUCUCGCUCUUCACGCCGUCCCUGACCGCGGGGCUCGGCUACGUCGACCUCCGCGCGCAGCUCAUGACGGUCCCGCCGUACGCCGUCGCCUACGCCGUGUCCAUCCUGACGGCCUGGUCCGCGGACCGCACCAACGCGCGCGGCCUGCACGCGGCGCUGCUGGCGGCCGUGGGCGCCUGCGGGUUCGCGGCCUCGGCGUGCCUGCCGCCCGCGGCGUACGGCCGGCGGUACGGGUGCCUCGUCGUCGCGGCGGCGGGCGCCUUCUCGUGCAUCCCGCCGCUGCUGGGCUGGCUGUCGUCCAACAUCUUCAGCACGGGGUCCGUGGGGCUCGCCAUCGCGCUCAACGUCGGGCUCGGCGGCGCGCCGGGCCAGAUCGUCGGCGUGUGGAUCUACAGGCCCGACGAGGCGGCGCGGGGCUACCCGACGGGCCACUGGGUCAACGCGGCGCUGCUGUUCAUGGUCGCCGCCGGGGCCGUGCUGCUGAGGGUCUACUACGGCCGGCGGAACCGGGCGAUCCGCCUCGAGACGGGCGGGGGCGAGGGCGUGCGCAUGUUUACCUAUUAG
Molecule: messenger RNA, 1461 nt
Organism: Thyridium curvatum
Lineage: Eukaryota; Fungi; Ascomycota; Sordariomycetes; Thyridiales; Thyridiaceae
Exons: 2
Coding region: 1-1461 (486 amino acids)
Biological process (GO): transmembrane transport
Cellular component (GO): membrane
Molecular function (GO): transmembrane transporter activity
Source: RefSeq, a predicted model, not a curated record